Molecule: messenger RNA, 552 nt
Organism: Penaeus vannamei (Pacific white shrimp)
Lineage: Eukaryota; Metazoa; Arthropoda; Malacostraca; Decapoda; Penaeidae
Source: RefSeq, a predicted model, not a curated record
AUGCACGGGCGUUCAGUUGCAAGAAUAGAUCGCAGAAGAUUCCAGAAGCGCGGGAGCCAACGAGGAGACCACCCCUUACCAAGAGACCACCCCUUCAAAGACUACCUCUCUGAGAACCACCCCUUCAAAGACCACCCUUCCAAGAGACUACCCUCUCUGAGAGACCACCCCUUUCAAGAGACCACCCCUCUGAGAGAACCACCCCUCAAGAGACCAUCCCUCUUGAAGACCACCUCUUUGAGAGACCACCCCUUCAGAACCACACCUCUCAAGAGAACACCUCUUGAGACACUCUUCAAGAGACCACCCUCUGAGCAGACCACCCUUCAGAUUCCACCCUUCAAGAGACCAACCACCCUUCAAGAGACCACCCCUUUGAGAAACCUCUUUGAAGACCACCCAUCAAGAGACCAACACCCUUCAAGAGACCACCCCUUCAAGACACCACCUCUGAAGACCACCCCUUCAAGAGGAGACCACCUCUUUGAGAGACCACCCCUUCAAGAGACCACCUCUCUGAGAGACCACCCCUUCAAGAGACCACCCCUCUGA